UUAGAAUAGAAGAAGAAGCCCUCCCUCCCUCUCUCUCUCUCUCUCUCUAAGGAAAACCCUUCCUCACUCUCUAUCUUUCUCCCGUCUUUCUCUCUCGGGAAAUUAGGUUUUUGGGAAGAUGGUUGCAGACAAAGGGAAGAAAUCGAAGGUUGCAGAAAGAGAAGGAGAGGAAUCCGAUCACAUCGAUGGAGACCUCGUCCUCUCCAUCGAGAAGCUGCAGGAGAUUCAGGACGAGCUUGAAAAGGUCAACGAGGAAGCAAGCGACAAAGUUUUGGAAGUGGAACAGAAGUAUAAUGAGAUACGCAGUCCUGUCUACAGCAGGCGGAAUGAGAUCAUUAAAUCCAUUCCCGACUUUUGGUUAACUGCAUUUUUGAGUCAUCCUGCACUGUGCGAUCUCUUGAAUGAGGAAGACCAGAAGAUUUUCAAAUACUUACUUUCUCUGGAUGUUGAAGAUUUCAAAGAUGUGAAAUCAGGGUAUUCCAUUACAUUUCACUUUUCCCCUAACCCUUAUUUUGAGGACACAAAGCUAACAAAGACGUUUUCCUUCUACGAUGAGGGAACAACUAAGAUUACUGGCACUACAAUCAAGUGGAAGGAGGGAAUGAAUAUUGCGAAUGGUGCUGUUCCUGAGAAGAAAGGGAGCAAGCGGCCCUUUGCUGAAGAAAGCUUCUUUAGUUGGUUCAGUGAAACUCAGCAGAAAGAUCUUUCUGAAGGGCUUCACGAUGAGGUAGCUGAGAUAAUCAAGGAAGAUCUGUGGCCUAAUCCUCUAAAGUAUUUCAACAAUGAGGCUGAUGAAGAGGAUUUUGAUGACGAAGAAGAGGAGGAAAAUGGUGGUGAAGACUUUGAAGAGGAUGAUGAUGAUGAUGAUGAGGAAGACGAGGAAGACGGGGAGGAGGACGAUGGCUAAGGUUAUUUGGCGGUUCCUUUCUUGAAUUUUGUCUGCUUGGUUAUGACUAAUGUGAAGCAAAGUCCUGUGGUUGCAGUAGAGCCAGGUAAAACAGGAGAUGACUUUUUGACUUGCUGGGAAUACGGUAGUUUACCUGUAGCUCUACUGACUUCUACUCUGUUUAUUUAUUCUCUCUUUUCUUUUCCUUGGUUUUUCAUUUUUUCCUAUGUUGGGCUUCUUAUAUAUAUGGGUCUUUUUACUCCAUGGGUAUUAGAUGAGAGUAUUGGGUCUCCCCACUUCUUGGCUUUUAAGGAUUGCUGUCCUUUAUUUUGUAGGAUAGUCUGGCGGGCAGAGAGUAAAUUGUGUUCUUUAGUUUCUAAGGUUGUAUGGAUACUUUCACUUUAUAUCAUUCUCUUUCCAUU
Messenger RNA from Magnolia sinica, 1308 nucleotides. Its product is annotated as NAP1-related protein 2-like. The coding region runs from base 119 to 907 and encodes 262 amino acids. Gene Ontology annotation, molecular function: histone binding; chromatin binding. Gene Ontology annotation, cellular component: chromatin; nucleus. The record is from RefSeq and is a predicted model, not a curated record. Gene Ontology annotation, biological process: nucleosome assembly. The transcript is spliced from 10 exons. Lineage: Eukaryota; Viridiplantae; Streptophyta; Magnoliopsida; Magnoliales; Magnoliaceae.